AUGGCGGCAUACGAACUUUAUAAUUAUGACCCUUCAACAACCGCAGCAGUCGCAUUUGCGGUGAUGUUUGCCCUUUCCACAAUGGGCCACCUCUGGCAGACCGGCUGCAAUAGAAGUUGGUUCUUCACAUCUUUCGUUAUAGGUGGAUGCUUUGAGCUCGUUGGCUAUAUAGCCCGAUACAUCAGUGCCAAACAAAGCCCCAACUGGACGACCAUGCCCUACGUUAUUCAAGAGCUUCUCCUACUGGUAGCACCAUCGCUCUUUGCUGCUUCAAUCUAUAUGGUCCUUGGACGUAUCAUUCGACUAUUAAAUGGCGAUUCGAACUCGCCAAUUAGACCAUCCUGGUUGACCAAAAUCUUCGUGGCGGGCGAUGUUAUUUCUUUCUUCAUGCAGAGUGGCGGCGGUGGUAUUCUUGCGACUGCAAAAUCAGAUUCAAGCAUGAACAUGGGUAACAACGUGAUUAUUGGAGGUCUCAUCGUCCAAGUCAUCUCUUUCAGUGUCUUCAUUGUAGUUUCCGUCAUCUUCCAUCGCCGCAUGCUGAACUCUCCGAUGCAUAUGAUGGUGAAGACUCAAAUCCCGUGGUCGCGCUACAUGAUGAUUCUCUAUACUGGCAGUGCCCUUAUUCUGGUCCGAUCUGCGUAUCGAGUUGCGGAGUACGUGCAAGGAAGUACUGGAUAUCUUCAGAGCAAAGAAGCAUUUGUUUACAUCUUUGAUGCAACCUUGAUGCUUCUGUGCUGUAUUCUUUUCAAUAUGUUUCAUCCGAGCAAGCUUCUCUCGAAGAAGCCUCAGAGCUACGAGGAAGACUUGGAAAUGAUGAAUGAGUCGGGAUAUAGAAACUUGUAA
Penicillium angulare is the source of this 843-nucleotide messenger RNA. Its product is annotated as RTA1 domain-containing protein. The record is from RefSeq and is a predicted model, not a curated record. Lineage: Eukaryota; Fungi; Ascomycota; Eurotiomycetes; Eurotiales; Aspergillaceae. Gene Ontology annotation, cellular component: membrane. The transcript is spliced from 3 exons. Bases 1 to 843 code for a protein of 280 amino acids.